AUGCAAGUCCUCCUUCCGACGCUCACCAGCGCCCGGGUCGUGGCCAGCUGCUGCCUGCCGGACGGGGAGCUGCCGCACGUGGAGCUGCGUUUGAACGACUUCCUCGACGACUUCUCGGCCGACUGCACCAUCGCCGACGCCUACACGCGGACGCACAGCGUCCGAUUCAUGCAGUACGUCGCGGCACGAGAAGACCCCGGCGACAUGAACCCCUUCUACCGCCACUGGCUGUUCAACAAAACCACGGAGAUGGCUGCGGCUCGAGGUGACCUGGAGUCGCUGCAGUGGCUCGUGGAGGGUUAUUUGCCAGACGAGUUCCUGACCAAGGCAGUAGCUGCAGCCGCUGCGAAUGGACACCUGCCAGUACUGGAAUGGCUUUAUAAGGCCCACCACGACAGAGGAUAUUGGGGCAACACGGAGAUGUGCGGCGCGUUGGCGAAUAACCACGCGAAUGUGGUCGAGUGGCUGCGGACACACGCAGUUCCAAGAGCGGAGUGCAUGACGAAGGUGAUGGAUGCGGCGGCUGGAGCUGGAUACUUGAGCAUUGUGCAGUGGCUGCACGACGAGCACAAGGUUAGCGUGCGCAGUGCGCUGGCCAACGCCAUGAGCAACCGGCAGUGGGAAACGAGUCAGUGGAUCCUCGAGCACGGUGAGCUGGUGAUGCCGUGGAUCAACUGGGACCAACCAGCGAAAGACGGUGCGCUGUCGUUUCUCAAGUUCCUGCACGCUCACUCCAUCGGCAGUCCGGGGUAUUUCACGCUUCAGGCUGCGGCUUGGAAUGGUCACUUGGACAUUGUGAAGUGGCUGCACGAUGAGCUCGGAGCGAAUUUGACCGCGGACGCGAUGCGGAAGGCGGCUCAGAAUGGGCAUCUGGAUGUAGUGCAGUGGUUCCACGAGAACGGGUGUGACGGGUGUGACGCUGCGACGAUGAUCACCGCAGCGGACCAUGGCCAUUUGGAGCUAGUGAAUGGUCAUCUGGAUGUCCUGAAGUGGCUCCACGAGCGUCGAACAGACCGCUGCUUUGGAGUCUGGUUGGAUGACGCUGCUUCCAACGGACGACUUGAUAUCGUUCAGUACUUACACGAACACUUAAACGCCAACUGCACAACGUCUGCGAUGGACGGCGCAGCUCGCGAAGGCCACCUCGAAGUGGUGCAGUGGCUCCAUCGGCACCGUAGCGUUGGCUGCACGACGUCAGCAAUGGAUUGGGCCGCUCGCAACGGACACCUAGACGUUGUGAAGUGGCUCCAUGCAAACCAAACCGAGGGCUGUACGACGUGGGCGAUGGAUUGGGCGGCGUUAGGCGGUCACCUCGACGUCGUGCAAUGGCUCCACGAGAAUCGCACCGAGGGCUGCGUCAACAAAGCGAUGGACAAUGCAGCCAAGAACGGACACUUGCACGUUGUCAAGUGGCUGCAUGUAAACCGUUCGGAAGGCUGCAGCGUCAAUGCCGUCGACGAAGCCGCGGCAAACGGCCACCUGCACGUGGUGCGGUGGCUUCUGCAGAACCGGCGUGAAGGCUGCACGGCCAUCGCCAUGACCCGAGCUCUUAUGCGAGCCCACUUUGGCGUAGUGCUGUUCCUCCACGCCAACCGUCUCGAGGACUUUUCGUUCCUGGGCACAACAUUCGUGCGGCAUUCGUGCAUCGAGCUGGCGCAGUGGCUGCUGUGCCACUACGCGGACAAGCUCGACGGCUGCGAGUUCGAGGUGCCGACCUCUGACUGGCGAUUCAACGAGUGGUGCGAGAAGGUGAAGCUGCACCGCGCGCGCGAGUACGACACGUCCACGUGGUGGGUCUGCGAUUCGGCUGCUUUGCGUAUUUGA
Phytophthora sojae is the source of this 1824-nucleotide messenger RNA. RefSeq lists its product as hypothetical. The record is from RefSeq and is a predicted model, not a curated record. Gene Ontology annotation, molecular function: protein binding. The coding region runs from base 1 to 1824 and encodes 607 amino acids. The transcript is spliced from 2 exons. NCBI's taxonomy places the organism in Eukaryota, Oomycota, Peronosporomycetes, Peronosporales, Peronosporaceae.